AUGGCGCCCUCUACCAACGCUACCGAUGCCGUUAAGGCUGAAACCCCUGCUCCCUACCUUAGCACCAUGCCAGACAACGACUUUAGCUGGCAAAUUACCCUUAACCAGAAAGUGGUUGCUAUCACUGGUGCCAACCGGGGCAUCGGUCUCGGUAUUGCGGAGGUCUGUCUGGCCAACACAGCCAAGGCUGUCUAUUCUCUUGAUAUGAUGGAACCCGGCGAGGAUUUUGCAGGUCUUCAGAAGCGUUAUCCCAACUUCAAGUAUAUUCAGACCGAUGUGACAUCCGAGGAAAGUAUCGAGAAGGCUAUCAAUCAGGUUGUUGAGGAGACCGGUCGUAUCGAUGGUAUUGUUGCCAAUGCCGGUAUGACCAAACAUCAACCUGCUCUGAACUUUGAUCGUACUGAGCUGGACAAGUUGUUCAACCUUAAUGUUUAUGGAGCCUAUUUCUGUGCUCAGAUUGCUGCUCGCAAGUUCAUCGAACUCGGUAUCAAGGGCUCGAUCGUCAUGACUUCUAGCAUGACCUCCUAUCGUCCUAACCGUGCCGCGCCCUCAGCUCCUUAUGGCGCAACCAAAGCUGCCGUCCGUAACAUGUGCCAUACCCUCGCUAUGGAAUGGAGCAAGCAUGGUAUCCGUGUUAACAGCAUCUCACCCGGUUUCGUGCGCACUGCGAUGACAUACUACGUCGAGACUGCGCCUGAUUGGGAUCUCAAAAUGCAGUACUAUGGUGGUAUGCCUCGUCUGGCUGACCCACGUGAGUUGGGUGGUGCAUAUGUCUACCUCCUCAGUGACUCGAGCUCAUACACAAGCGGCAUUGACAUUCCCAUUGCGGGUAUUGUGGGUGCAUGGUAA
Penicillium angulare is the source of this 849-nucleotide messenger RNA. RefSeq lists its product as uncharacterized. The record is from RefSeq and is a predicted model, not a curated record. Gene Ontology annotation, cellular component: intracellular anatomical structure. NCBI's taxonomy places the organism in Eukaryota, Fungi, Ascomycota, Eurotiomycetes, Eurotiales, Aspergillaceae. Bases 1 to 849 code for a protein of 282 amino acids. The transcript has 3 exons. Gene Ontology annotation, molecular function: oxidoreductase activity, acting on NAD(P)H, oxygen as acceptor.